This is a messenger RNA of Physcomitrium patens, 4261 nucleotides long. RefSeq lists its product as uncharacterized. The record is from RefSeq and is a predicted model, not a curated record. Gene Ontology annotation, cellular component: microtubule associated complex. Gene Ontology annotation, molecular function: ATP binding; microtubule binding; microtubule motor activity. NCBI's taxonomy places the organism in Eukaryota, Viridiplantae, Streptophyta, Bryopsida, Funariales, Funariaceae. Gene Ontology annotation, biological process: spindle elongation; microtubule-based movement; mitotic spindle organization.
CUCCUGUGGAGCCUCGUACCACUCAGCAGCAUUGAUAGCAGCAGUGGAACUAUAGAGGGAGAGGGCUUCUUCAUCAUUCCACUGUAGUUGCUGUCACCAUCCUGCAACGUCGCGGGCCAACGAGCGAGCGGCACUCUGACGCGGUGAAAGCGACAGAAAGGAAAAAUAAAAAUAAACAAAAAGCGACGAAGCUGGAAGGAGGACGGAUUAGCCGUGAGGAGCGCCGUGCAGGUGCGUCAUGGUCCAUCGCGGAAGUAGACGGACAAGAAGGAGAAGAAGACGAGGGGGCUGCGGAAGAUCUCACCCGAGAAUAUAACCGCAUUGGACCAUACGGCAGGGGGACGAGCGUUGGGGUUCCGGAAUCGGGCAAUCGUUGUGGCGGAUCUCGGGGCGGGGAGGAAGACGCGGAGGAGUCCACUAUUCGGGGGAAUUGUGGAAUAAGACUAAUUGGAGACUUCCGGGGGAUCGGGUGUGGUUACUGAGCGAGGAGGAGGGAGAAGAGGAGGAGGAAGUUAACCAGGAGGGAAGAAAGUGGAGAGGAUUUUGUUGCGACGUCACCUCUUCCGAAGCUUUGGGGAAAAGUUGCGUUUGUCUGUGCUUUGCGAAGAAAUCAUCACUUCUGCCUGUGAUUGACUCUGCCGCUGCUGCACGAGAGACACACAUGUGCACAUUGCAGAUGAGGCCAUGAUGGUGUUUCACACUGGCUGGCUGCACGGAAGUUGCGUUUGAGGUCAUUUUUUGCUGUUGUUGCGGGACUGCAUUUCGAUUGUCAUUGGAUCGGAUUGGGGAAAUCAGGACGGAGGAGAAGAAUGACGCCAAGGAGUGGGUUGUCUUCAUAAAAGAUAACGGACAAGUGUGUUUGGAAUCGCCGAAUGUGGCAAAUUGGAGAUUGGUUGGGUGAUUACAGAGGCCAGGUGAUCAACACGUGGCAUUUUGAAUGCGAGAGCGUCGCGGGCAGUGAAAUCAAAAUGUAGGGGAGGAAUGACGCUUGCCUGGAAAAGUGGAGAAGUUGCGGUGACUACAACUAUGUUUGGACGAGAAACAUGACGGUGCCACUGUCGCCCUCGCAGCACGAUUCUUUGGCCGUGGACGACGGCUGUUCGUCAGUGCGAGUGGCAGUACGCGCACGCCCUUUGGUUGAGAAGGAAUUGGUAGAGAACUGCUCCGAAUGUGUUUCAUACUCGGAGUGUGGGAAACAAGUAAUUAUAGGCGCAGAACGCAGGUUCACUUUUGAUCAUGUCUUCGGCGCUGCCACUAGUCAGGAAGAUGUCUACACCAACUGUGUCAAGCCCCUUGUCGAAAGCUGCUGCGCGGGGUACAAUGCAACAGUACUGGCAUAUGGACAGACAGGUUCCGGAAAGACCUUCACUAUGGGUUGCGGCAACAAUGUGUCGUUGUUGAAGGAGGAUCUCGGCAUUUUACCUCGGGCGAUUCGCCAGCUCUAUGAGUGUGUUGAGGAGCGCAGUAAUCAGGCUGAGUUUCUGAUCAAGUGCGCGUAUGUCGAGAUUUAUAACGAGGAGAUAAAAGAUUUGCUCCAUCCAGAUACGCCAUCAAAGUCUAUUUCCAUUCGCGAAGAUGCAAAGGGCGAUAUCGUCCUCGCAGGUGUCAAGGAAGAAGUCGUCACCAACUUUGAAAACAUGAUCAGGCUUCUUGAACAUGGAUCAAUGUUCCGCACAACAGGAAGUACAUUAAUGAACCAGCAUUCUAGCCGCUCACAUGCUAUCUUCACCAUCAUUGUCGAGCAGCGGAGCAUUCUGGAUAGUGCUAGCAAUGAAGUCAUCACUGCGAAGUUUCAUUUGGUAGACCUUGCAGGCUCAGAAAGGGUGAAGCGUACGGGUGCUGUGGGCAUGCGAUUCAAAGAAUCUGUCACUAUUAACUGCGGUCUUCUUGCUUUAGGGAACGUCAUAAGCGCAUUGGGGGAUGAGCGAAAAAGGUGUCAGCAUGUACCGUACAGGGAGUCAAAGCUCACACGUAUGCUGCAGGAUUCCCUGGGUGGAAACAGUCGAACGUGUAUGAUUGCGUGCAUUAGCACUGCUGACACAAAUUUUGAGGAGACACUCAAUACGUUAAAGUAUGCUAAUCGUGCCCGCAACAUUCGUAACAAGCCUGUCAUCAAUCGUGAUCCGCAGUCUAUCUUGCUGAAUCAUCUGCGACAAGAAAUCCGGGCUUUACAACUGGAGUUGCUGAAUUCGCGAAUUCGUAAUGCGGGCCUAGAUCUCGCCAGUGGACCGCAAGAUCUAUUCCUGACACGGGCAGAUACAUCAAUGGAGGUGACUGCGGAGCUCAAUACUUUGCGUCUGAAGAGCAGAGAAAGUGAACACGAAUGUCUCAAACUGAAAGAUGAUAUACAAGGAUUGCAGUCGUUAGUUAACAAUCUGCAGGAGGAAAUGCUGAUACUACGUACCGAGCGCAAUCAUUACCAGCUAAAAUUGGAUGAAGUGAACUCAGAACUGGCGGCAUUGAUGCAAGAAAUGCCACGUUGGGAAGGUGUCAUGGAUAUCAGUCCUAUGGUCAAGGACCACUUGUUAAUAAGGAUGAAGAGGGCCAUGGGUGAGACUGAUAAUGAAGGUCCUGGUUUUGAAUCCAGUGGUAGUUCGUUGUCUAGCUUAGAUAGGCCAGCUAGUUCUGAUGCUGCAACGAGAAGUGAGAGGAAUCCUAGCUUUCCUACCGUCAGGGAGACUGCUCGAGAAUGCAGUAAUAGCUGGCCCAGUUCUCAACCAAAAGAAGACCAUUCUGUCGCAUUGAUGCCGGAGAUGGUGUAUACUCCUUUCACAGCAGAUGCAAAGGGUGCGAAUUGUAACUCGCCGGAUCGAACUAGUGGAAGUAAUCGCAACAUCAACCAAAAUUUACGAACCAUACGGGAUCUGGAGGAGCGGUUAGCACUUAAAGAAAGUGACGUGAAAUUUAAAGAAGAGACAUUGAAGGAAGCUACUGAGGAUCUCGCAAGGGAUGAACGAAUCUUUGCUGAGAAGAUGAAGGAGAUCAAGACACUAAAGAAGCUUGCUCGAGACCUGACAAACGAAAGGGAAACGUUGAUGCAAAAAGCAGAGAAAAAUUCUGCAAUGAUUUCGCAGAUGUCAGUGGAGGCCUUGGCGAAGGAGGAUGAGUUGGCACGUCUUCGAAUGUCUAUUGAAAUUUUGCAGUCUGGGCGGCCGGACGCUUUCAACAUCAAUAGCGCCUGCGUUCCCGGAGUUCCAGUUGAAGUUGCGAAGCCCAAAGGAGAGAAUUGCGACGUCCAUGUAGACCGAAUUGAGAGUCCCGACGAGGUUAAAUGCAAUGCAAUGGAUAAUACUAGUGAUGCGGUUGACACUGCUGCUGAAGCUCCCGUCGAAGAUCUAAGUGAAAAAUUGAAGGUCAAGGAAGAAGAGGAGAGAUUGUUGUCUCCAAGAAAGGCUUUUGAAGAGCAGCAACAUUUUGAAGAGGACGUGUGCACUCAAAGCCGCGAACUAAGACGAAGCAAACAGAAGGGCAACUUCCUUACAAAGUGCCUUAUGGGCUUGUAACGUUUCCAAGCACAUAUGGGAUAUAUGAACGUUGGUGCAGCGUGACAUUAUAUUGGAGUAUCAACUAUACACAUAUUCAGUUUAGGCUGUAUGCCGCCUACCUCGACUGCCUUGGCACUACUUGCCUUGUUACCGCUGUCAAAAUACAGCAUUGUAGCAGAAGUUCGGGUUUUUAAAUAGAAUCAUGAGUGCACACUUACAAUCGACAGAAUAAGUACCAGCGAGUAGGUAGAUAUACCUAACUUAGGUGAUGCAGGAAAGCCCUACUGGGCUUGUAGAGUGAGGUUGUCCGCCCUCUUAUCUGUCACAGAGCCAUUUCAUUUUAAGGCACACACGAAUCUUAAAUUUUUUUUUGGUCUUAUUAGGUUUCCAAUUGGUAUAUUCUUAUGUAUAUGCUCGUCAGUUUCAUUUAUUUAUUUAUUUUUUGACACAAAUUAAGAAAAACUCUGCUGCGAACAGAAGGAGACAGAUACAGACACCCCGGAUAGGUCUGGCCAAGAUGGGUUACAUGUACAAGCUAGACAGACUAAUAUAUUAAACUAGGACACAUAAGUUUUCUCUUGGGGUGGUCCUGAUCCCACGUAGCAAUUACUUCGUUACUGUUGAGAUCAUUAAAUGAUAGACUAUAGUAAUUACUGUAGCUACAGUAUUUAGAGUCUAGUGGAGAAGUACUGUUCAUCCUCUUAUUUUCUCUCUUCUUGUGUACGAGAUACAACCAGAUCAAUGGAUUUUUGUGUGUGUGAAGCUCUCUCUCCUUA